AUCUACCGCCCUUCCUCCACUACAAGAACCCACGCCCAUUCCUCGCAUUCUCUUCGAACGCCUCUCUCUCUCUCUCUCUCUCUCUCUCUCUCUCACAGAUACCCAAAGAAAGUGAGAGGAAACCGAAUUGAAAUUCCGAUUUUUUUUUUUUCCUUCCAAUCCAUCAAACUGGCGAUUGAUCAAGAACACACUUUCAAAGAAAUCAAACCCAAGAAUCGCAGAAACAUGGGAGCUGGAGUUCCUGAUGAGGACAGCAUGUGGCCUUCCUGGCUUCGCCCCCUCCUUGAAACUAGCUUCUUUGUUCAAUGCAAAUUCCACAGCGACGCCCACAAGAGCGAAUGUAAUAUGUAUUGUUUGGAUUGCAUGAAUGGGGCUCUCUGUUCUCUCUGCCUCGCUUAUCACAAAGACCAUCGAGCCAUACAGAUACGGAGGUCAUCUUACCACGACGUGAUUAGGGUGUCUGAGAUUCAAAAGUUCAUGGACAUUACAGGGGUGCAGACCUACAUCAUCAACAGCGCUAGGGUUGUUUUCUUGAACGAGCGGCCUCAGCCCAGGCCUGGCAAGGGCGUUACCAACACCUGCGAGGUGUGCGAGAGGAGCCUGCUCGUUUCGUUUCGAUUCUGUUCACUGGGCUGCAAGAUUGCUGGAACUUCAUCGACUCCGAAGAAUCAGAAGAAGAAACGGUCGGCGGUGGCGACCUCUGACUCGGAAGACUCUUACUCAAGCAGCAGCAGCCAUGCCCAUGAGAAGACCGUACGGAGCUUCACCCCAUCAACACCACCCCCAACGGUCGUAAAUUUCAGGACUGCAAAGAGAAGAAAGGGCAUCCCUCACAGAGCCCCAAUGGGAGGGCUGAUACUAGAAUACUAGAGUAGUCAUAUAUACCCAAUACUCGGUGUAUAUCUCAAGCCCUUAGGUUGUAAGAGGGCUGGUGUUGGAAGUCAAGCUAUGGUGUAUAUACAAGCCAAAAACAAAAAUAAAAAAGAAGAAGAAGAAGGGUAGAAAUGUCAAUGGCAAUGUGGAAAAUUAGGGGGUGGAAACAGUAAUAUGGAGGUGUACUUAGUAUACCUAAGUUUUGUUAGGGGGUUUUAAUUAAUUAAUGUAAAUAUGUAUAUUUUGGUUUGGUAGCGAAAAAUGCAGAAGAUAUAAAGAGAGGGCUGUAAUGUGAAAAGAUAUCUAAGUACAGUAUUGAAAUAA
Molecule: messenger RNA, 1197 nt
Organism: Magnolia sinica
Lineage: Eukaryota; Viridiplantae; Streptophyta; Magnoliopsida; Magnoliales; Magnoliaceae
Product: protein RGF1 INDUCIBLE TRANSCRIPTION FACTOR 1-like
Exons: 4
Coding region: 226-870 (214 amino acids)
Source: RefSeq, a predicted model, not a curated record